ACACUUUUAUUACAAUAAACCGAUAUUUCGCAUGUAUGUUUGUUUAUUUGUACUGUUAGAUCAUACAUCAUUAUGGGCUAAUCAAGCAUUUGUUAUGGUCCAAAAACGAUAAUUACCUGACGUUUACCGUUAUUUGAGUGAUUAUUGUUGACAUUUUUCUGCACCUGCGGUAUAAAGUUCUUGUAAUGCUUACAAUGAUGUCAUAAUACAAUAUUUACGGAAAGAAAAUGGAACUUUCUAUAUUCCUCGUGUCUGUUAUAUCGUGCAUCCUGACGAGUAAAUGGGUUGACGCUGUUAUUUUUCCAUAUAAUCCCUACACACUUCAAAGGCAAAGUUUAGGCAGACCAGCAAAUAUGCCGGUCGGAGGAAACAGACAGAUGAGACCGCCUGUAAACACUGUCCAGGAAAAAGUCGUUUGUCCAUCAUAUAAAAUCUAUUACGAAGGAGAUAAACUGGUAUUGGUAUUGCAGGCCGGAAAAUGUGAACUUAUUGUAGAAAAAUAUGCAAUUGAAGAUUCAAUCUCCAUGGGAGGGAAAACAUCAGAAAAAGAAAAGACCUACGUACCAGUGCUACAUUUCAAAAAUAUAUUACCUAUCUGUCGACAACUGCCGUAUGAAUAUAAAGGAUUUCAUGUUACUGUAAAAACUACCACAAACUGUCAGUUGACUUUUGCAGUUAAACAUUUCAGAGAAAUGAAUCCAUUUUCUACCCGACCGAAACUGAUUUCACGACCAGUUGUUGUAAAUACAUAGCCCAUGGCAGCAUGACAGUCAGUAAAGGAAGAGAAAACAGAUCAGGAAAAUCCAUCUUGUCUUUUUUUUUAAUUAACAAGUCUGUCAUUAAAGGUACUAUAAUCAGGCGGUAAAUGCUGAAAUUUAUAGUUUCCAGACAUGUAUAUAUAAAUGGUUAGAUAUUGAAUAUUAAUACAGACAAUAUUUGAAUUUCAAUAAA
Molecule: messenger RNA, 951 nt
Organism: Mytilus trossulus (common blue mussel)
Lineage: Eukaryota; Metazoa; Mollusca; Bivalvia; Mytilida; Mytilidae
Exons: 5
Coding region: 228-752 (174 amino acids)
Source: RefSeq, a predicted model, not a curated record